AUGACUAAAAAGUUGGGCAAAUCGUUAAAGCUCUACCAAAUAAACGCUGUUGACAUCUCCCUAGAAGCUAAAACCUACGGUCAGUGCCCUCGCAAACAAUACAUUUCUGACGACCCGAACAAAACAGGGGGCAUUCUCGGCACACUAACUAUUGGAAUUGGAUCUCGCGUGAUGUUACGCCGCAACAUCAAUGUAAACCACGGUCUGGUGAACGGUGCUAUUGGUAUCAUAAGAAGAAUUGAGUGGCCUUCUCUUCGCAGAGAGCAGUUAGAACCAGGUGAGUUACCGCAGGCAGUAUUCGUAGAGUUCGACGAUCGUUCUGUUAAGGGCAAUGAAUUGGGUGUGGGGGUUUGCAUAGAGCCCUCCACUGUCGACUUUGAUGCGCUUCGCGGACAAGGGAAGAUUGAACGUCGGAUGCUGCCUUUGAUACUUUGUUGGGCUGUAACGGUACACAAACUGCAAGGUACCACCUUGGAUCGGGCUGUCGUGGACCUAUCAAACGUGUUUGCAAAGGGCCAGGCUUAUGUAGCCCUAAGCCGUGUUAAAACACUUGCUGGGUUAGCAAUAAAAACACUUGACCCAAAAAAGCAGUUGGACCGGCCCCACGACGAAUGUUCUUUAACUGAACUUAAACGUUUGCGGGAUCUUCAGCAGUAA
Molecule: messenger RNA, 657 nt
Organism: Spodoptera exigua (beet armyworm)
Lineage: Eukaryota; Metazoa; Arthropoda; Insecta; Lepidoptera; Noctuidae
Source: the annotation of a GenBank genome assembly